Rubroshorea leprosula is the source of this 643-nucleotide messenger RNA. The record is from the annotation of a GenBank genome assembly. NCBI's taxonomy places the organism in Eukaryota, Viridiplantae, Streptophyta, Magnoliopsida, Malvales, Dipterocarpaceae.
CAGACAACUAUACUUUUUUUUUUUUUUUUGGUGAAAAAGGAAAUAGUAUUGAUCAAAAAACACGGCCCAUUAAGAUCUGGGAGACCAGAUUCCCAUGAGGUCAGCAUUGUAAAACAAAACAAGACCAGACGGGCAAUAAUCAAAAACAACAAAAUUCUCCGACAGUGAAUGUCCUACAGCAGCAAGACGAUCUGCACAUUGAUUGGCCUCUCGAAAAAUAUGCCGAAUAGAAAUAUGAGGAAUUUUAGACAUAACCUCCCUGCAAUCCACAAUAAGGGAGAAAAGUGGGUGAUGAACAGAAGCCUUCGCAGUACAGACAACUAUACUUUGAAAGCGAUGAAAAAGACGGAAACGUGGAGGCCUCCGUCAACGCGCACUUUCACCGCGCGCACUGAGCUCCUUCCGCGUCCUCUGAUAUCGACGGGAGUAGAAAUAGGUCGAGACAAUGGUUGAGAGUCUUCAGGCUAGUCGCUCUGUUCUCGCUGCAAAUCCAUUAGGUAAAGGAUGCUGGAGUUCUAUUUUCGUUUCCUAUUCUUUGAAUUCGAGGUUUAAUGCUUCCUACCCCCUCAGUUCCUAUUUAUUCUGACUCUUGCGCAUGUGAUUUCUGAUGUUAAAAAUGGCUGAAUAAAUAUGUCUGUUAGUG